Molecule: messenger RNA, 894 nt
Organism: Pochonia chlamydosporia 170
Lineage: Eukaryota; Fungi; Ascomycota; Sordariomycetes; Hypocreales; Clavicipitaceae
Product: isochorismatase family domain-containing protein
Exons: 1
Coding region: 1-894 (297 amino acids)
Source: RefSeq, a predicted model, not a curated record
AUGUCCAAUCGCUUCUCACCUCAUGGAGAGUCCGUCCCUCCCAUUCCCGCCCAGAGCACCACAGCCCUCCUCUUGAUCGACAACCAACUCGGCUUUCGCAACACCACAAUCUGGGGCAACGGAACAUCCAACCCAAACUACGACAAAAACAUCACAGCACUCCUCGACAAGUUCCGAGGCAUAAUUGACGCGUCGCCUCAAGAACAACGCCCAUGCAUAAUUCACGUCCAACACAAGUCUGUCUGGACAGACAGUCCAAUGCACCCAUCCCAUACUGGUCCCCACGGUGUCAAUGGCGAAGACAAGCGCGGCAUUGACUUUUUAGAGUUCGCAGCCCCAAGACUCCUUCGAGAUGGAAAACUCGAACUAGUAUAUACAUUUGAUGAACCGCCUCCUCCUCAGACCGCAGAGGAGCGGGCCAAGCUGCAGAACCGACCGCCAACAGAUGAAAUCAUCAUGACGAAGCACGGCCACAGCGUGUUCAUCAACACACCUUUAGAGCAUCUCCUCAACAAAAGAGGCAUCAAGACGCUUCUCAUUGCGGGGAUGUCGACAGACGUAGCUGUCAGUACUGCCGUUCGCAUGGCACAUAAUCUUGCGCUGGUGGGUAAAUGGGGCGGUAGGGGGAAUGUCGCAGAUGCGCCUGAUUCGGCGAUUUGGACGGACGGAAAGGGUAUGUAUGUUCGAGAAGAGGACUGUAAGCCACUUGACGGUGAGGAGGCGGUGGAUGGGUAUCUUGUUGAUAUGCCUCGGAUUGUGUUGAUUGGCGAUGCGACUCGAACAUUUGGUAAGGCUGGUGUUGAUGCUGAGGUUGUUCAUGCUGUGCAUGUUGAGAGUUUGAAGGAGUUUGCCGAGGUGAGGAAUACGAAGGAGGUGUUGGGGGCACUGCAGUAA